Miscanthus lutarioriparius is the source of this 225-nucleotide messenger RNA. The record is from the annotation of a GenBank genome assembly. NCBI's taxonomy places the organism in Eukaryota, Viridiplantae, Streptophyta, Magnoliopsida, Poales, Poaceae.
AUGGCCGGCGAGGACGACCUGUGCUUCAACAUCUCGCCGGACCCAAACGGCGUGACAGUAUGCAGCAGUAGCUCUUGGAGGGCGUCUGCGUCCGAUGACUACGGCUGUCGAGCAGCUUCCACGACGAAUGGGUCCUGCGGCCUUGCCAUUCCUCGUAUCGCAGCCGGUGGCAACGAGCGUAGUGGCGCUGGCUUCACGCAGCAAGGAGCAACGCGGCCGGCAUGA